This is a messenger RNA of Trichechus manatus latirostris (Florida manatee), 1077 nucleotides long. RefSeq names its product nudix hydrolase 4 (gene NUDT4). Gene Ontology annotation, molecular function: bis(5'-adenosyl)-hexaphosphatase activity; diphosphoinositol-polyphosphate diphosphatase activity; bis(5'-adenosyl)-pentaphosphatase activity. The record is from RefSeq and is a predicted model, not a curated record. NCBI's taxonomy places the organism in Eukaryota, Metazoa, Chordata, Mammalia, Sirenia, Trichechidae. Gene Ontology annotation, biological process: adenosine 5'-(hexahydrogen pentaphosphate) catabolic process; diphosphoinositol polyphosphate metabolic process; diadenosine hexaphosphate catabolic process. The transcript is spliced from 5 exons. Bases 355 to 900 code for a protein of 181 amino acids. Gene Ontology annotation, cellular component: cytoplasm; nucleus.
GGCGCUGCUGCCCAGUCGGCGUGGUUGCUUGCGACUGCCUCCGCGUGGCUCGAGCCUAGCUCUUCCCUGGCUGUGGCGGCGGCAGCCGGCUCCAUGGAGAGCAGCGGACGCCCGGGCAGAGGCGGCGCUUCCACCGCGGCACCCGGGCUCCAGUGACCCGCGCUUGUGGCCUGCACCGCGUCAGAGCGGUCGCCGGCCCCCAGACUGAUCGGCCUCGCCGCGUCCAGCGUCGCCCUUCGCCGCCCGGCGCCCCUGCGCCCCAGCUCGCCCUCGCCCGCACUCCUCGGCGGCGUGGCGGUGUCCAGGCCCCCUCGGCGGCGGCCAGAGCAGCAGCAGCAGCAGGAGCCCGCCUCUAUGAUGAAGUUCAAGCCGAACCAGACGCGGACCUAUGACCGCGAGGGCUUCAAGAAACGGGCGGCGUGCCUAUGCUUCCGGAGCGAGCAGGAGGACGAGGUACUGCUAGUGAGUAGCAGUCGGUAUCCAGACCAGUGGAUUGUCCCAGGAGGCGGAAUGGAGCCAGAGGAGGAGCCUGGCGGUGCUGCCGUGAGGGAGGUUUAUGAAGAGGCUGGAGUCAAAGGAAAAUUAGGCAGACUCCUGGGCAUAUUUGAGCAGAACCAAGACCGAAAGCACAGAACAUAUGUUUAUGUUCUUACAGUCACAGAAAUAUUAGAAGAUUGGGAAGAUUCUGUUAACAUAGGAAGGAAGAGAGAGUGGUUCAAAGUAGAAGAUGCCAUCAAAGUUCUCCAGUGUCAUAAACCUGUACAUGCAGAGUAUCUGGAAAAACUAAAGCUGGGCUGUUCCCCAACCAAUGGAAAUUCCGCUGUCCCUUCCCUCCCAGACAAUAACGCCUUGUUUGUAUCUGCUGCACAGACCUCUGGGUUGCCAUCUGGUAUAAGAUAGAGAGAACCUGGAGACGUCUACCACCCUGUGCAUUCUCAUGGGGAGAGAGGCUUUGUUUUCCUUGGCAAGCGUCUGAAUUUGCUAUGCAGGGUUUUCAAACACUUUGCAUGUUUUUCAGAUGCUUUCAAAUCUUCUUUUAUUAAAAAAAAAAAAAAAAGUAUAAAAUAUUUUAAUAAG